Molecule: messenger RNA, 1039 nt
Organism: Ceraceosorus guamensis
Lineage: Eukaryota; Fungi; Basidiomycota; Exobasidiomycetes; Ceraceosorales; Ceraceosoraceae
Exons: 2
Coding region: 50-1039 (329 amino acids)
Source: RefSeq, a predicted model, not a curated record
CUCCAUCAUUGACUCUUCAUCUCAACCUUUGCACCCUCUUCAACCCAGGAUGGUUGUUCUGUCCCAGCCCCAUCACUUCAAACCCUUUUUGCAGCUGCCCCUUUUGGUAGCCUUUGCGGCAUGUUGUGUCGCCAUCAAGCCAUUAGGAGAAUGGACGCGGGUAAAGACUAAGGAUGUCAGGGAAGUCGAGCUGAUCAAGAAAGGACCUCGACUUGGCUUCAAUGGGAUCAAGAGCGGCAAUAUACAGAGAGGGAUGGCGCACUCCGUUCGAGACCAUUUCGGCACAGAGAUGCCCCCGGUCGUGCAAGCUGUGACAGGAUUUCGAAAGUCGAACGAGAUUCCAUACACGCACUUCCGAGCCAAAGUAUGGGACAGGAACAUCAAGACCAAGACAUGGGACGAAGUACCUGGGACAGGUCCUGAUGGUACUCAUGUCAUUGCCUUGCCUCACAAUCGGGACUUUACCACUCCAGAAGGCGCUCUUUUCACCUCAAAGGAGGUUGCGCGCUCAUACGCAACGGUACCGGACACAAAGAAACCAACACUGCCGACUUGGAUCCAUCUCAAUAAGCUAGAUCAGCAUGGCGACGUCGUUGGCGAGGUGAUCGCUGCACCGCCAAGGUUGCAUACCGGAGGCAUCAGGUCGAAAAGCAAGCCAAUGAUGUGGCACGGGUACGAAGGCGAGCUCGCCCAGACGCACCGCAAUCACUUUCCCCCCAUCACCAGAAGCGCAGUAGGCAGCCGCCUUCCUCACGUGCGAGAGAUUGCAAGGCAAACGCGUCUCAAUCGGACCAUCUCAAAGAAUCGUAGCGGUAGCACCAUGGGUCCUUUCCUUGGUGUUGGUCACCGCAAGCUGCACAAUCGUGAGAAGGUCGAGGAAGCAGCGUGGUCGCGGAAUAGUGCUGGCGCGCCAUCGCAGAGAUCGCCUGCCAGACAACAGGAAGACCCCACUGUUGCCGCACACAGCAAUCAGGGUGCAAUUUUCCCGCUGCAAUCGGAUGGCACCCCAGCUCUUUCGGAGUUUCGGGCUGGUCCUUGA